This is a messenger RNA of Arabis nemorensis, 966 nucleotides long. Lineage: Eukaryota; Viridiplantae; Streptophyta; Magnoliopsida; Brassicales; Brassicaceae. The record is from the annotation of a GenBank genome assembly.
AUGUCAUCUAGGUUGAUUUACCGUACGCUUCGACCAGUGCUAUCAUCUUCGGUACAAUCUUCCGGUUUAGGUAUUGGACCGGGAAUAAGGGGACACGUCAUCAGCCAAUUGCACACCGCUCGGUUUUUUAGCUCGGACACGUCAUCUCCGGCGACUGGGAAUAAUAAUAACCAACCGGAAAAUCCUGUCCGAACGGUCGACGGCGAAGUGAUAUCCACUUAUUGGGGUAUACCUCCGGCUAAGAUCACUAAACCGGACGGUUCAGCGUGGAAGUGGAAUUGUUUUCAGCCAUGGGAUUCAUACAAACCGGACGUGUCCAUUGAUGUAACCAAACAUCAUAAACCGUCUAAUUUCACUGACAAAUUCGCAUAUUGGACCGUCCAAACCCUCAAAAUACCGGUUCAAUUAUUUUUCCAGAGGAAGCAUAUGUGCCAUGCAAUGUUGCUAGAGACGGUGGCUGCGGUGCCGGGAAUGGUCGGAGGGAUGCUUUUGCAUUUGAAAUCUCUCCGGCGAUUCGAACAUAGCGGUGGAUGGAUCAAAGCGUUGCUGGAAGAAGCCGAGAACGAGCGUAUGCAUCUCAUGACCUUCAUCGAACUCUCACAACCCAAAUGGUACGAACGUGCGAUUGUGUUCACGGUCCAAGGCGUUUUCUUCAACGCAUAUUUCCUGGCUUAUAUAAUUUCUCCAAAACUUGCUCAUCGCAUAACCGGAUACUUAGAAGAAGAAGCUGUGAAUUCUUACACCGAAUUUCUUGAAGACAUUGAUGCCGGAAAAUUCGAAAAUUCGCCUGCUCCGGCCAUCGCAAUCGAUUAUUGGCGAUUACCUAAAGACGCGACGCUAAGGGAUGUGGUCUUUGUUAUCCGAGCUGAUGAAGCUCACCAUCGAGAUAUCAAUCAUUAUGCUUCGGAUAUACAAUUUCAAGGACGCGAACUCAAGGAAGCUCCGGCUCCGAUUGGAUAUCACUAA